Molecule: messenger RNA, 3581 nt
Organism: Patella vulgata (common limpet)
Lineage: Eukaryota; Metazoa; Mollusca; Gastropoda; Patellidae
Product: tryptophan 5-hydroxylase 1
Exons: 13
Coding region: 405-2012 (535 amino acids)
Biological process (GO): serotonin biosynthetic process; aromatic amino acid metabolic process
Cellular component (GO): neuron projection
Molecular function (GO): tryptophan 5-monooxygenase activity; iron ion binding
Source: RefSeq, a predicted model, not a curated record
AUUCGAGGAUGUUGUUUCUUGAUUUUGGAUUGAGUAUUCCAUCGAUCCGUCUUUAGUUUUUAGAUAGGUUAUUUAUAGAAAAAGGUUGCAAUUUUUUAAAAAUAUUUUAUUAUUUCCGUAUUUUGAAGUAACAUCUUGUUUUUCGCUAAGAAAUAUACUGUGGUAAUUAGCUUCAUAGUGCUGACUUUUAUUUGUUGAUUCUCCGUGACUUUCUUUGAUUAGUUCUGGUAGUUUCAUUAUACCAAAAAUCGUCGCAUCACCUCCAAGCAAUUGUGAUUUGUACAUAGUCUUCCUGUUGAUUCACAAAACCCGCCAAACUGGGGAACUGCGUAGAAAUUUGUAAAGUGGCUAUCAGAAAUGCCCCUGGAGUGGGUCCGGGGUGUUCUUUGCCACCAGAAAGACGAAUGACCACGCCUCCAUUGGACAGACGUGUAGCAGCAAUUAGAGAUGAAUCACAGGGUAAAAGUAGUGUAGCAAGAAAAAGAAAAUGUAAUAAUAUUAUACCACCAUCAGAAAGUCAGAUGAGAGCUUUGGAGGAUAGUUUGCGGAAUAUCGAUGGAAUCAGCAGCCCAUCUGGUUUCGGUAAAACUACCUCCAUCGUUUUCUCAUUAAGAAAUCAAAUUGGACAUUUGGCUAGUGCCCUACAAAUAUUCCAGGAAAAUAAUAUCAAUGUUGUUCAUAUCGAAUCGAGAAAAUCUCGGAUGAAGGAUGCUCAGUAUGAUAUAUAUGUUGAUGUUGAAACAGACAAUAUAAGAUUAGAAGAAUUGGUUAACAGAUUAAAGAAAGAAGUAGCUAAUAUAACAUUUAAUGAUAUAACGGUACCAUUGUCUCCACCACCAAAUGUACAAGAUUCAUGUGAUAUGUCAAAUGUACCAUGGUUUCCCAGAAGUAUUCAAGAUCUUGAUUUCAGUGCACAUCGGGUUUUAAUGUACGGAACUGAAUUAGAUGCCGACCAUCCAGGAUUUAAAGAUGAAGUAUAUCGUGAAAGAAGAAAUUAUUUCUCCAAGAUUGCUAUGCAAUAUAAACAUGGGGAACCCAUACCUAGAGUUGAAUAUUCAAACGAAGAAAAAUGGACGUGGGGAACAGUAUUUAGAGAAUUGACAACAUUAUAUCCAACUCAUGCUUGUAGGGAAUAUCUUACUAAUAUACCUCUAUUAGUUGAACACUGUGGCUACAGACAAGACAAUGUACCACAACUUGAAGAUGUUUCUAAUUUCCUUAAAGCUCGAACCGGAUUUCAGCUUCGACCAGUUGCAGGCUAUUUAUCAUCACGUGAUUUUCUGGCAGGGUUGGCCUUCCGAUUAUUCCACUGUACACAAUAUAUCCGACACAGUUCUGAUCCUUUUUACACACCAGAACCAGAUUGUUGUCAUGAGCUGAUGGGUCAUAUGCCUUUAUUGGCGGAUGCCAGUUUUGCUCAAUUUUCUCAGGAAAUAGGUUUGGCUUCUCUUGGUGCAUCAGACGAAGAGGUGUCUAAACUUUCAACGUGCUACUUUUUUACUGUGGAGUUUGGUUUGUGUAAACAAGAUGGUGAUUUACGAGCUUAUGGUGCCGGACUUCUCUCUUCUAUUGGAGAACUAAAACAUGCUUUGACAGAUAAAGCAAAGAAGAUUAGGUUUGAACCGAUGAGAACAAGUCAGCAAGAAUGUCUGAUCACAACAUUUCAAGAUGUUUAUUUCUUUACUGAUAGCUUUGAAGACGCCAAGGAAAGAAUGAGGCAAUUUGCCAGUACAAUAAAACGACCAUUUGCUGUGCGCUACAAUCCUUACACCAACAGUGUGGAUGUUUUAGACAACACGAGAUGCAUUGCUACGGUUGUGAGCGAACUAAAGGGGGAUCUUUGUAUUGUCAGCGAUGCUUUAAGGCGAUUACAGAUGCUGGAGAAGAAAUUAAAUGAAUACGAAAACAAACCCAACCAUUCCCUGGGGUCACCUCUUGACAGACCUUCUCGACAUGUGACUGAAAAGCUACAAAUGAUUGGUCAACGAGAGAGUAUUGAUUUGUCGUUAUAACUAGCCGACUGUUUGUAUAGAGCUCUCACAUCUAAAACCAUAAACUUUUUGAAAACAUUUUGAACAGUUUUAUUCAAUCUAAUUUAAAAACAACAAUUUGUUAAAAAAAAAAAAAAAAGAGUAAUAAGAAGCACCUGGUAAAUGGCCACAGAUCACCAAAGAUUUCCCCUUGGAACAAACUGUGGCAACUUCUUGCUUUAAAGAAUCCGUGAGGUUCCCCAUAGAAAUCUUGUGUAAAAAAACCCAUGAAACUAGUAUACUAGUAAACACGUAAUAGUCCGUUGUGCAUUUCAACUAACCAACCACUUUAAAAUCACUUAUAUUUCCCUCUCAAAAUCAUAAAUAUUGAACAAACCAUGGCAGAAAUCAUAAAUUCAAACCCCUUUCAUCCAUUCUAAAACACAAAUUGUCAUUGAAAAUGGCAAGGUGUAUAGAGAGAGAGGUAUACUAAUGCGCAGAGGGAACGAAGUGUGUGUGUGUGGAGGGGGGGAUUAAUGGUGGUCUGUGUCCUGUGUACCACUUUCAAAUUUUAAGAUAAACCAAAUUUGUGUACGUUUCCGGGUUAAUUUAUAUUAUAUUUUGUUAUUAAAGAUACAUUCCCGCGUACAAACUGGGCGAUUUAAUGGUAUAUAUGGACUAAAAACAUAUUCAAACUAAUUAAUUUGUCAUAAUUUUGCUUCAAAUCCUCCUCAAACAUUGUAAUUGCGAAGGAAUGCUCUGCUAUAAAAAUUAGAUCAAACCAGGUCAUGUUUACGUCACGUGACUUACCUCUCUUGGAAGUCAGAGGAGAAUUCAUUGCAUACAUAAGACGAUGUUGUCUUUAAUCGCUUACUAUUUAUUACAGAUAUCGAAUCCUAAUUAAAUUCUCGGAUUAUCAACUACCCGCGUUUUUUUCCGUCAUUUUUAUCUCAGAAAGUGUUGUACGUCUAACUCUUCAUAAAGUUUAUCAACUUGUACAUCAAGCGCUCAAUGUUCGCGUGUGACCUUUGACAUCACGCGUGCAGAAAUUUCUAAUCGUCGGGCUGUCGAUUAGGGGAACCCUAACAUUUUUAUCCUGUAUACGCUCCAUGAGUGUUUUUCGGGGAAUCCAGUAUUUUUCUAGUAAGAUUGAAUAUCUCUACUUUCCAUAUAUACCAAAAUUGCCAUAUUUUUAUUGGAAAUAACCACCCGACAAAUACUUUUCUUGGACCCAUCUUAUCAUAAUAACUGUGUUAAAUAACCACUGAAAUUAACACUGUAUUUAUUUAUUUAUUUACUUAUUUUAUACUUUCCUUGGUGGAAUUGUCUCUGUUUACAGAAAUUGGUUGACGUUGCUGCCAUUAUUGUUGUUGAUGGCCCAAAUAAUAAUGAGUUAAUAUUUCUUGAACGGAAGAGCAGUUGUAUGCGUUGUAAAUCUAAGAGUUUGAAAGAUUAAGUUUGUUGUAAAUAUGUGCAGAAAUGAUAAAUAACUGCAAUGUAUAGUACAUUUUUAUGGAUAGACCGACUGGUUUGUUCAGGUUUAAACCAAUUGUAUUGGUGAUAAUACCCCAUUUUUUUCUGUUUAAUUUAUGAAAUAAACCAAAUCUAAGU